CAAGAGCACAAGACGGAGCCGGAGCGGGAGCGCUCCUGGCUCCUGCAACGUCUACCUCUCCCGUCUGAGCCUGCCACGGCCCAGCCCCACCCAACUACUACUCGCAGCGUGGCCCAUACUGUCAGUGAGCGUGUUUUCCCUAUCCCCCAACGGUCGAGUACUGACACCCCCGCCUCUUAAACCUCUCUUUCAUCUUUCCCCGCACCGCAUCGCACCGCGAGUUUCGAAAACCCCAACCAAUCGCGCCUCAGAUCACGCGAGGGCGUGAGGGGGAAUUCGCUCUCCCAGCCUCCGCUCACCCGUCGAUCGAUCGUCCGGGCCAGGGGCUCUCCGGCGGCACCGGGGCCAUGGAGGAGGACCCGCUCAUCCCGCUGGUGCACGUCUGGAACAACGCCGCCUUCGACCAUGCCUCCGCCUCCGCCUCCGCGUGGCACGCCCAUUCCCCUGCGCCCGCGAGCGCCCGCGAGGGGGACAAGGAGAACCACCGCCCCGAGCCCGACGUUGAGGCGGAGGUCGACGACGUUGAGGCCGAGAUUUACCACAUCGAGGCGGAGAUCCUGCGCCUGUCUUCCCGCCUCCACCACCUCCGCACCUCCAAGCAGACGGAGCCGCCCAAGCGUGGACAGGUCGCGCGGACGCGGAUGCGGGGGCUCAGUCUGGGCCAGCUCGACGUCGCCGCUGCCGUCGACUCCGACCCGCUCACCGACAAGCAGCAGCCGAGCGCCGCGCAGGGCUUGAAAAAGCCUAUCAAGCAGGCCCCGGCGGCGCCGCGAGGCCGGAGCUCCAGCCUCGGGCCCCUCGAGAUCGUCGCCACGAACCCUAGGGUCCUCCGCUCCUCCGCCGCCGCCGCUGCCGCACCGAAGAGGAAGAUUCAGGGCGAGGGCGGCGCCGCGCGGCCGAUCCUCAGGCCGAUCAAGGAGCCUCCCGUGCAGCGGCGCCGGGGCGUCAGCCUCGGGCCCUUGGAGAUCCACCACGGCGUCGGCAGCAAGCCCGGGGCGGCGGCGCGGGUCAAGCACUUCUCCAACAACAGGCUCGGUGCCGUUCGAGAGGAGGAAGGCCAGCGUUCCAAGGAGCACGCCGUCCCCGCCAGACCGUGGCCAUCCAGCAAUGCCAGGCACCCACUGGAUGCCAGGCAAGGCACCGCAGCAAGCAGAGCCAAGGCGAGGAGCGGGAGCAUAAGCCCCAGCAGGUUCAGGAGGCAGUCCACUUCCAAGGCUGCCGAGACAAGAGCGGGAAAUGCCAAGCCUACAGAGGCGACGAGGGGAGGGAGCGAAGCGGUCAAUCACACCAGCAAUGUAGCCACGACGAAGAGGCCGGCGGGGAGCUCCAAGGUCAGGGUUGUCCCGAGCCGCUACAGCAUCCCACCUGGCUCCUCCCUAGCAGCUGUGACACAAGGCAACCGAUGCAAGCAGUCUCUCCCAGGAUCGGCUACUGAGACCAGAGUAAAUCUCACUGAGCCGCCGAACGACGAGUUGUCUCCUGAAGAACUUGCCAAGGUUGCAGAGCUGCUCCCAAGGAUUAGGACCAUGCCGCCUUCUGAUGAGAGCCCGCGUGACUCGGGAUGUGCCAAGCGUGUUGCUGAUUUGGUCGGGAAGCGAUCCUUCUUCACUGCUGCAGGGGACGAUGGCAAUCUCGUUACGCCCUACCAGGCACGGGUGGUUGAACUUGAAUCACCCGAGGCAGCAGCAGAAGAAGCAGAAGCUUGAGAAGUUUGUCUUUGAUCAAUUCCGAAGUGGCUUGCAUCUGGGCGUGGCCUCUUUUUGCAGUGUGUGCUACUACAUAGUCUACUGUUACAUUCAUAUCAUAUCACAUUUCCUAUUUUUUCCCCCUUGAGACAUUGCUUAGUACUUUUGUGUUGCCUUGUGAAAAGAGAGUGGAAAGGUUUGCAUCUGCUGAUGCUCUUGUUUCGGAUUGUGUGUUCCUGGUUCGAUGAAGUACAGGAUAAUGCUGUGGUUUAUAACAUGCCGCCUCAUUUGGAUA
Messenger RNA from Zea mays, 1980 nucleotides. RefSeq lists its product as uncharacterized. Lineage: Eukaryota; Viridiplantae; Streptophyta; Magnoliopsida; Poales; Poaceae. The transcript has 2 exons. Bases 348 to 1706 code for a protein of 452 amino acids. The record is from RefSeq and is a predicted model, not a curated record.